Manduca sexta (tobacco hornworm) is the source of this 553-nucleotide messenger RNA. It is a transcript of the gene mRpS33, whose product is annotated as 28S ribosomal protein S33, mitochondrial. Bases 133 to 492 code for a protein of 119 amino acids. Gene Ontology annotation, cellular component: mitochondrion. The transcript has a single exon. NCBI's taxonomy places the organism in Eukaryota, Metazoa, Arthropoda, Insecta, Lepidoptera, Sphingidae. The record is from RefSeq and is a predicted model, not a curated record.
CAAAUGUCAACUGUCAACACUUAUAGGUUAUGUCUUGGAAAAUAAAUAUUUGAAUUUCGGAGGAUGAGUGUUGUGUUAUAAUAUCUUAAAUUUACUGUAUUUGUAACACACGACGUUGUAAAAAAUUGAAUAAUGGCUACAAAUUAUGCAAAAUACGCACAGCUGAUAAACGCGUCUACGAACUACGCACGUCGUAUGCAGAGACUAUCCAACAGGAUCUUCGGAGAAGUCGCCAUUCCGACAAACUCCAAGUCUAUGAAGGUAGUUAGGAUAUUCUCCGAAAAACCGCUGCAUACUAAUGAAGAAAUCAUACACUAUUACCCGAAACAUGUUGAAACUAGUGCCUUGAUGUUGAAACUGAGAGAGUAUGGCUUAUUCAGAGACGAGCACCAAGACUUCAAGGAGGAAAUGAAGAGGCUGCGCGAGCUUCGCGGUAAAGUUAAAGUUUGGAAAAGAAAACUAGACCAAAACAAAGAGUUAAAUGUUCUGUAGAUACUUUGAAAUGUAGAGUUUAUGUUGUAAGAUAGCAAUAAAUAGUUUAAUUUAACUGUAA